UUUUAAAUCAAGCGGUUAGUGAACGAAAGACGUUCGUUUGAAGAAGUAAACAUGUUCAAUAAAUUCAUUUUUCUUUUAUUAGCAACUAUAAUUAAUUCAUCUUGUGUUACUAAACCAUAUUAUUGGAGAAUUUAUGAAGAUUGUAUACCAAACGACGCUGUUUCAACAGAAGAUGAAAACUCUGAAAUUUUCGUAGGUCGAGUUGGUGUUUGUUAUGAUAACAAAGUAGUUAGUUAUUAUCCAGCUACAUUUAAUUCGACAUCCAAAUCAGCUACAACAGAUGUUUUAAAUAAGAAAAGAGUCUUUAAUAAAGACAUUAUGAUUUUAUGUACAUCUGAACCGGAACGUUUACGUUGGAAAUACAUUAAUAAUGUUGCUGUACAAGGAGAUCUUUUAAAUAAAAUCGUUGCAGCCGGCGAACAUCCAAGUGGAAUUAGAUAUGUAGGAAAAGUUUUCCAUGAAAACGAAUGGAAAGUUUCAACUGUUUAUAAAUAUGGUCAUAAUAAUCCUGGUUUAUAUAUUUGGACAAACGUAGAUGGAAGUGAAGUAAUUGUAAAAGAUUUUCAAGUAUUAACGUAUGAAUCAUCAUAAGUUAAUUACUUUAAUAGUAAAAAAAUAAGUUUAAAUAAAUUUCAUUGUCAUCCUAACGAUAUACAUAAAUUUUAAGUUAAAACUAAUAUUAACGUUUUAAACACUUAAUUAAUUAAUUUAUCAUUUCGCUAUUAAAUUGUAAUGUUUAUCUCUCAAAAAUACAGUGUGAUGAAAGAUCUUAUAACACCCCUAUAUAACAUAGGUCAAUGAGUUUCAAUAUAUAAUUUCUUCACAUCAA
Molecule: messenger RNA, 829 nt
Organism: Onthophagus taurus
Lineage: Eukaryota; Metazoa; Arthropoda; Insecta; Coleoptera; Scarabaeidae
Source: RefSeq, a predicted model, not a curated record